AUGUACGCUGACGACUUGAAGAUGUUCCGCAAAGUAAAUAACAACGUCAAUUGCUGUGCGCUGCAGUCGGACAUCAACUCUCUUCUCAACUGGUGCGAUUUGAAUGGCAUGAAGGUGCACGCGAAGAAGUGCAAGGUCGUCUCUUUCAGCCGUUCUAGGGAUCCCUUGGGCUUCGAGUACACAGUGGAGCGGCGUGCUCUAGAUCGUGUCACCUCGAUCAAGGAUCCAGUCGUGACGGUAGAUCGUAAAAUGAGGUCCAAUGAACACAUUGCGCUGACAACUGCGAAGACAUUUGCCAUGCUGGGUUUUAUGAAGCGCAACACCGCCCACUUUGACGACCCGAUCCUGAUGCAGCGCCUCUCCGUGUUCGAACUGCUACGAGGCAACAUCGACUGCGAUAGCAUUCGCGGCAACGUACGCUUCAACGAACCGGCGCGCCAAGGACUCAGAAGUGAACGUCCUUUGUUGUGGAUUCCGAAGCAUCUGUUUGACUACGGUUAUUAUAACCCGCUCGAUCAGCCGACCGGCACGAGUCAGGCGGCAGUGAUUGAUCAGACGCAGUAG
Messenger RNA from Culex quinquefasciatus (southern house mosquito), 564 nucleotides. RefSeq lists its product as uncharacterized. Lineage: Eukaryota; Metazoa; Arthropoda; Insecta; Diptera; Culicidae. The record is from RefSeq and is a predicted model, not a curated record. The transcript is spliced from 3 exons. The coding region runs from base 1 to 564 and encodes 187 amino acids.